Molecule: messenger RNA, 891 nt
Organism: Triticum turgidum subsp. durum (durum wheat)
Lineage: Eukaryota; Viridiplantae; Streptophyta; Magnoliopsida; Poales; Poaceae
Source: the annotation of a GenBank genome assembly
AUGGCCAGCCUCUCCAUGCUCCCGGCCAUGGCGCUGCUGCUCCUGGAAAUGGCGGUGCCCUCAUCCGACGCGCAGCCUUCUCCCGGCUACUACCCGAGCUCGAGGUUCCGGCCAAUGGCGUUCAACCGCGGGUACCGCAACAAGUGGGGCCCGCAGCACCAGACGCUCUCCGGCGACCAUUCAGCCGUCACCAUCUGGCUCGACAAGACCUGCGGGAGCGGGUUCAAGUCGAAGCAUGCGUACAGGAACGGCUACUUCGCCACCCGCAUCAAGCUCCCCGCCGGCUACACCGCCGGCACCAACACCGCCUUCUAUCUGUCCAACAACGAGGCGCACCCUGGGUUCCACGACGAGAUCGACAUGGAGUUCCUGGGCACCAUCCCCGGCGAGCCCUACACGCUGCAGACCAACGUGUACGUCCGCGGCAGCGGCGACGGGCGGAUCAUCGGGCGGGAGAUGCGGUUCCACCUCUGGUUCGACCCCACCGCCGGCUUCCACAACUACGCCAUCCUCUGGAACCCGGACGCCAUCACCUUCUUCGUGGACGACGUGCCCAUCCGGCGGUACGAGCGCAAGACGGAGCUCACCUUCCCCGACCGCCCGAUGUGGGCGUACGGCUCCAUCUGGGACGCCUCCGACUGGGCCACCGACCACGGCAGGUACAGGGCCGACUACCGCUACCAGCCGUUCGUGGCGCGCUUCGACCGCUUCGUGGUCGCCGGGUGCGGGCCCAGCGCCCCGCCCUCUUGCCGCCCGUCCCGGGCGUCCCCCGUCGGCACGGGGCUCACGCGGCAGCAGUACGCGGCGAUGCGGUGGGCGCAGCAGCGCCACAUGGUGUACUACUACUGCCAGGACUUCCGGAGGGACCGCUCGCUCACGCCGGAGUGCUGA